Messenger RNA from Yamadazyma tenuis ATCC 10573, 477 nucleotides. NCBI's taxonomy places the organism in Eukaryota, Fungi, Ascomycota, Pichiomycetes, Serinales, Debaryomycetaceae. The record is from RefSeq and is a predicted model, not a curated record.
GUCACCACCAUCAUCUUGCCAUGCACCUGUAAGGAACCUUCCACUACCACAACAACUGGUGAUGAUGGGAAGAAGACCGUUGUCUGUAACAUCCCACACUCAUUAGUGUCCACUGUGGUGGUCACCGAGCCUUGCACCAAUGCUGCUGGAGAUGUUACCGUCACAACAUAUACAACUUUCACUGCUGCUGCCGCUGCAGUGACUGCUAGCCCUACUGAAACCGUUUCUCCAACUGGUGCUAAAGGUAGUGGUUCUGAAGCUGCUUCAGCAGGCAAUGGCUCUGGUACUGCACCAAAAGAAAUCUCCACUUACGAGGCUAUGGGUUCAAAGAACACAUAUACAUUCUUGGCUGUGUUAUCCACCCUUUUGUGGAUUUCAUUUUGAAUUCACCUGGUUCAAAGAAACAAGACUGUUUUUAAAUGUUUGGUUAUUAUAAUUUCUCUUUGUCUAGUUUUUUCGUUUACCAAUAUUUGGUAC